Messenger RNA from Drosophila gunungcola (fruit fly), 801 nucleotides. It is a transcript of the gene ND-20L, whose product is annotated as NADH-quinone oxidoreductase subunit B 2. NCBI's taxonomy places the organism in Eukaryota, Metazoa, Arthropoda, Insecta, Diptera, Drosophilidae. The transcript is spliced from 2 exons. Gene Ontology annotation, molecular function: 4 iron, 4 sulfur cluster binding; NADH dehydrogenase (ubiquinone) activity; quinone binding. Gene Ontology annotation, biological process: aerobic respiration; electron transport coupled proton transport; mitochondrial respiratory chain complex I assembly. The coding region runs from base 101 to 739 and encodes 212 amino acids. The record is from RefSeq and is a predicted model, not a curated record.
GAAGCUAUUUAGCCUGCAAACUUAUUUUUAUGUAUGUUUACUUUCGUUGUAAAAUAUGUCAAAUACAGACGGUCAUUAACAAUAUCUCAAAAUAAGCAAGAUGAUAAGUUCCCUGUUCUUAUCCAAGAAUGCUGGCAAGCUGCUGCUUUCCCGUGGCUCAGCAAUCCAAUCCCAGUGGAUUCGUGCUCAGAAGACCAUGCCGGUGUACGAUUACUCCUGCCAGAACCCUCCAAAGUGGGGCUACUCGCCUUUUGGGAGGGAUCAGAAAUCCUGGGGCGAGUGGACCUGUGCCAGGUUGGACGAUCUGCUGAACUGGGGUCGCAAGGGAUCGCUGUGGCCUGUGACCUUUGGCCUGGCCUGUUGUGCCGUGGAAAUGAUGCACAUUGCAGCUCCUCGAUAUGACAUGGAUCGUUUUGGCGUGGUUUUUCGGGCCUCUCCUCGCCAGGGAGACGUCCUGAUUGUGGCCGGCACUUUGACCAACAAAAUGGCACCAGCUUUUCGGAAGAUAUACGACCAGAUGCCGGAACCCAGGUGGGUCAUCUCGAUGGGAAGUUGCGCCAACGGCGGUGGCUACUACCACUACUCGUACUCGGUGGUUCGCGGCUGCGAUCGAAUUGUUCCGGUGGAUAUCUACGUGCCCGGAUGUCCACCCACCGCUGAGGCCUUAAUGUACGGUAUUCUGCAGCUGCAGAAGAAAGUCAAGCGGAUGAGGACACUGCAGAUGUGGUACCGGAAGUAAGCCAUAACAUGAAAAAGAGUUAAGGAAGUAAACGGCCAAAGAGUGGCGAUUCCAAUUAAUAA